UCGUCACUUCCUCCUCCAGUUUCGUUAGGUAGCCUAGUUAGCAUGCAGGUAGCUAGCUGCUAAAAUAGUCCCUUAAUUAUUGUACAUAUGCAACUUUUGGGGGGUUCUUUUCUAAUAUGAGUACAAAACGUUUAAAGUCUGGUUGAACUGCUGUAAUAACGUAAUCUCGCAUCGCGCCAGAGACCUCUUCAAGUGUUGUUUGUUAGCCACCUGCUAGCCAGCGUUGGCUAACUACACUCAUUGAACACCAUGGCAAGUGCAGCAAACGCAAACCUCAACGCAGUCCGGGAGACCAUGGACGUGCUCCUGGAGAUCUCCCGGUUACUGAACACUGGUUUGGACAUGGAGUCUCUGUCCAUAUGUGUGAGACUGUGUGAGCAGGGCAUCAACCCAGAGGCAUUGUCUGCUGUCAUCAAAGAACUGCGGAAAGCUUCUGAAUCCCUGAAGGCUGAAGGUGCAGCCUGAUCACCUCAGUGUGGGAGACUCUUUUGGGAUCAUGCCCUGUUCCUGGAUCUGUACCUACCUACCGUAGACUCUCCAGCCAAUCGGAUUUGUGUGUGUGUUGGCACUCUGUCCUCUGCGUCUCCUCGGUGACUAACUGCCCCUGUUUUUUGCUUUGACUUGUGUCUGAGUUUCUGAGUGGAGAUAUCAAACACAGUCCUCUUCCUACACACAAGUCUUCUCCUGCCAUAAGGGCAUGCUCAGCCAUUUUGCCUCAAAUUUAGGCUUGCUCCAACUCUAAGUUGAGACUGGUAUUAGCAUUGACAUCCUGCCUUAAUUUAAGAGCCUAUUUCUCGUUUCUGAUAGUCAACUUGUGUUGCACUUUUCAUGAGGAUUUUUUAUUGAUGUUUUGAAAUGUCUAUAAUUUGUUGUGAAUUGUUUUUGAUUUUGUGUAAGCACAGAGCAUUUUUCAACUUGCCAUUUUCAUUGUCCAUGUAACCGUCAAUGAGUGAACAAAGUCUAAAUUAAAAUGUUACAGUUGACGGCCA
Molecule: messenger RNA, 989 nt
Organism: Morone saxatilis (striped sea-bass)
Lineage: Eukaryota; Metazoa; Chordata; Actinopteri; Moronidae
Gene: mzt1
Product: mitotic spindle organizing protein 1
Exons: 3
Coding region: 250-465 (71 amino acids)
Biological process (GO): gamma-tubulin complex localization; microtubule nucleation by interphase microtubule organizing center; mitotic spindle assembly
Cellular component (GO): interphase microtubule organizing center; gamma-tubulin ring complex; centrosome
Source: RefSeq, a predicted model, not a curated record